CAACUCCAAUCACGUCAUAGACAGCCCAUCCUUUUCGUUUUAGAUGCUGCCCAUAUCCCCUCCUAAAUCAACAACCAUCAAAUACCAGGAACCCCAAGCUCUGUACCCUCCUCACCGCACUGACCUACCUCCAUGAGCCUCACCCUCCGUUCGCCAACGCUAUCCAAGCUCCCACAACUUACUUUCACCUCGUCCAUCAGAAGAAGCUCCCCUCUCGUCAGCCUCACCAGCAAUCGACCCCUCCCCAUCCAGAUUCAACACCAGCGCACCAUGUCCUCCUCCUCCAAACCUGCCACCGUCGACACCUCCCUCCAAGGCUCGCCCACCGGCGCCGCCGCGCUCUUCGCCUCCUCCCACUCCUCCCCACACCCCCUCAAGCUCUACGGCGGGUGGUUCUGUCCCUUCGUGCAACGAGUCUGGAUCACCCUCGCCGAGAAGAACAUUCCGCACCAAUACAUCGAGAUCAACCCUUACCACAAAGCGCCCGAGUUUCUCGCUCUCAACCCACGCGGACUUGUCCCGACUUUGGCCGUCCCAACCUCUACCGACCCCAAGACCGGGAAAGUGAAGGAAGCGAAGCCGUUAUACGAAAGUCUGGUGCUCUGCGAGUAUUUGGACGAAGCUUAUUCCGACCCUUCCCAAUACGGCGAACGACUCCUCCCGCAAGACGACGACGCCUACGAAAGGGCUCGAUGCCGGCUCUGGAUCGACCAUAUUUCGUCGAGGAUAGUUCCCGCUUUUUAUCGGUUUAUCCAGCACACCCCCGACAAACCUUACACCAUUGAAGAAAUCCGGGCCGAGUUUCACGGACACCUCAAAUCCUUUGCAAAAGAAAUGAUGCUCUCCUCUUCCUCUUCCUCUUCGGAGGGAUCCAAGUCGGCGGGACCAUUCUUCCUCGGCGACAAGUUCAGUUUAGUAGACAUCAUGCUAGCACCCUGGGCUAAGCGGUUGUUUCUGAUUGAUCAUUAUAAACCCGGCGGAGUCGGUAUCCCUCCUGCAGGCCAGAGGGGAAGUGAGGAGGAUGAGGAGAUCUGGAAGAGGUGGGAGGAGUGGUAUGAGGCGGUGACGGAGAGGGAGAGUGUCAAGAAGACGUGGAGCGAAGAUGAACAGUAUGUGGAAGCGUAUAAGAGGUAUGCGGAGGAUACGACGCAGAGUGAGGUGGGGAAGGCGACGAGGAGUGGGAGGAGUUUGCCUUGAGGUUUGACUGAGCUUGAGGCUUGAGGGAGGUGGUGUUUCGAUGAUGGCGAUGGUGGGAUUAAGUUACUUUGUUUACAGGCACAAAUGUUGCGCAGAUAGAGAGAAGCGCAGCACGGUUUAUAUCAUAGCGAUGAGUAAUAUCAAGGGUUCCGAGUUAAGAUGAAAAUUCAUUUUAUU
Molecule: messenger RNA, 1374 nt
Organism: Neurospora tetraspora
Lineage: Eukaryota; Fungi; Ascomycota; Sordariomycetes; Sordariales; Sordariaceae
Product: glutathione S-transferase
Exons: 1
Coding region: 133-1197 (354 amino acids)
Cellular component (GO): cytoplasm
Source: RefSeq, a predicted model, not a curated record